Larimichthys crocea (large yellow croaker) is the source of this 3099-nucleotide messenger RNA. RefSeq names its product noelin-like. Gene Ontology annotation, biological process: signal transduction. The coding region runs from base 129 to 1490 and encodes 453 amino acids. The transcript has 6 exons. The record is from RefSeq and is a predicted model, not a curated record. Lineage: Eukaryota; Metazoa; Chordata; Actinopteri; Sciaenidae.
GAGGAGGAACAGCGGAGAGGAGGGAGGAGGAGGAAGCAGCAUCAGAUCGAGGAGCGUUGUAUAAAUCAGCGUUCAGAUAAUCAUCAUCAUCAUCGUCGUCGUCUUAAGAUCAUCUUAACGAGUCUCUGAUGGAGUCUGAAGAAAAUGUGAUGAACGUCCUGCAGCCUGCUGCGAUCGGCUCUCUGUUCACCACGGUGGGUCCUUCAGCCCCUGAGGAGGGCUGGCAGGUGUACAGCUCAGCUCAGGACUCUGAAGGUCGAUGUGUUUGUACGGUGGUCGCUCCUCAGCAGAGCGUCUGCUCCAGAGAUGCCAGAACCAAACAGCUCCGACAGCUGCUGGAAAAGGUUCAGAACAUGAGUCAGUCCAUCGAGGUUCUGGACCAGCGGACUCAGAGAGAUCUGCAGUUUGUGGAGAAGAUGGAGGUUCAGCUGACCGGUCUGGAGAACAAGUUCAAACAGGUCGAAGACGGACACGAGAGCAACAUCGCCAGACAGUACAAGUCCAUCAAAUCGAAGAUGGAGGAGCUCCGUCCUCUCAUCCCCGUCCUCGAGGCGUACAAGGCAGACACUCUGCUGGUCCGGCAGUUUAAGGAGGAGGCGGCCAAUGUGACGGAGCUGCUGGGAGCACUGCAGGAACAACUGGGAGGACUGGACUACCAGGACCUCCACAGCCGGGUCAUGAGCCUGGAGGACAGACUGAGGGCCUGCAUGCAGAGGCUGGCGUGUGGGAAGCUGACAGGAAUAUCUGAGCCAAUCACCAUCAAGACUUCUGGAUCAAGGUUUGGAUCGUGGAUGACCGACCCGAUCGCUCCGCCCGGAGACAACAGAGUGUGGUACAUGGAUGGUUACCAUAACAACCGAUUUGUCAGGGAGUAUCAGUCGAUGUAUGACUUCAUGAUGACGGAUAACUUCACGUCUCACCGCCUGCCUCACCCGUGGUCCGGUACCGGUCAGGUGGUUUAUAACGGGUCCAUUUACUUCAACAAGUUUCAGAGUCACACCAUCAUCAAGUUCGACUUCAGCACAUCGCUCAUCAGCCGCUCCCGACAGCUCGACUUCGCCGGCUACAACAAUAUGUACCAUUACUCGUGGGGAGGUCACUCUGACAUUGACCUCAUGGUGGACGAGGGCGGGCUGUGGGCCGUCUACGCCACCAAUCAGAAUGCAGGAAACAUCGUCCUUAGCCAGUUAAACCCAAACACUCUGCAGAUCAUCCGAAGCUGGACCACCAACCACCCCAAACGCAGCGCCGGUGAGGCCUUCAUGAUCUGUGGAACGCUGUACGUCACCAACGGAUACUCUGGAGGAACCAAAGUGUACUACGCCUACUCUACCAACUCCUCCACCUACGAGUACAUCGACAUCCCUCUGACCAAUAAAUACAGCCACCUGUCAAUGCUCGACUACAACCCCCGAGACAGAGCGCUGUAUGCCUGGAACAACGGCCACCAAGUCCUGUACAACGUCACACUGUACCACAUCAUACAGUAAGAUGACAUCACACUGUACCACAUCAUACAGUAAGAUGACAUCACACUGCAUCACAUCAUACAGUAAGAUGACAUCACACUGCGUCACAUCAUACAGUAAGAUGACAUCACACUGCGUUACAUCAUACAGUAAGAUACAAGUCCUUUAUGACAUCACACUGGACCAGGGAAACUGCUAGCUUAAUUCCAUCAAAGGAUAAUCCACCGUGUCACACCUGUGUACACCUGUUCAAUAAACAACAUACUACAUGUGAACACAGAACAUGGAAAUCAGACAGACGUUGUUGGAAGGUGAUCUAUGCUAAUAGUUUCCCUCUGCUUCCAGUCUUUUUGCUAAGCUAGGCUAGCAGUACCCCCCCCAAGCUCUUUGAUUAAACACAAUCACGAAGACACCAAACUUUGUAUUUCACAAUAAAAGACACUGGAUUGUUUUAUUUUGGUGGUGUACACAGAAGAAUGCUACAUGUUUAUAUAUUUUCUUCUUUUGAAAUCAGACGUACUGUUCUCACUUUGAAGUAAUAAUAAUAAUAAUUAAGUCUUUUUUACUGUUUCAUGUGUUCUACAGUCAAACUAAACAUUUCACUUGUUUGUAAAUCAGCUGUCGUAGGUUUAGCAGGGCUAACCGACACCUUUCCUUCCAUCUACUCAUGUGGAAUCACAUGAACACACACUUCAAGCAUCAUGGGAGAUGUAGUCCCUCAGCAGCCUGUCACGCCUGAUCCUCCUCAGCUGGUUGGUGUAAAGUUUCUAAAAAAAUUGAAAUCAUGUGCAGCGAGAUCGCUGAGCUAACGUCACGACAAAAACAUUUUAACAUCAUGUAGAGAUUCUGCUGCGUGUUUCACAAACUGCACGUUAAAGUUACAAGUCAGCGUGUCCACUGCAGGUUGACGUGUCCUUCGGCAGGUUGAAUUGUCCUUUGGCAAGUUGACAUGUCCAUGUGCAGGUUGACUUGUCCUUUGGCGGGGUGACGUGUCCAUGGGUGGGUUGACAUGUCCUUUGGCGGGUUGACGUGUCCAUGGGCGGGUUGACGUGUCCUUUGGCGGGUUGACGUGUCCUUUGGCGGGUUGAUGUAUCCUUUGGUGGGUUGACGUGUCCAUGGGUGGGUUGACGUGUCCUUUGGCGGGUUGACGUGUCCAUGGGUGGGUUGACGCGUCCUUUGGCGGGUUGACGUGUCCAUGGGCGGGUUGACGUGUCCUUUGGCGGGUUGACGUGUCCCUGGGCGGGUUGACAUGUCCUUUGGUGGGUUGACGUGUCCUUUGGUGGGUCAGUCAUAAUUGUAAACGUGUAUAAAUUGCUUCAUGUGAAGACGUUCAGCUCAGUGAUGAUUUGUUUUUUUAGAUAUUUGACUCGUGUGUUAUUAAUUCUUUAUUCUGUUUAAGUGUCGGACCAGCUGAGGACAGGAAACAAUAAAACUGAAUUUAUUAAAGCAUUAAGUGAUAUUUUCUAUGGUUGGCCUGUAAACUACUUUGUGUUUUGUACUUAAACAGAUUGGUACUCUAGUUUUCCGUGGAGUCUUUAUAACUGAUGAUCAGCAGUGAUGAUAUGAAACAUGUUUUAUUAUUGGACAGACUGCAUGUGACAUGUUUUUAACAGCUUUGUUAUUUAAAUAA